Messenger RNA from Helobdella robusta, 351 nucleotides. RefSeq lists its product as hypothetical. Bases 1 to 351 code for a protein of 116 amino acids. The transcript is spliced from 3 exons. Lineage: Eukaryota; Metazoa; Annelida; Clitellata; Rhynchobdellida; Glossiphoniidae. The record is from RefSeq and is a predicted model, not a curated record.
AUGCGAAUCGAAUCAUUGUUGCCAUUUGGAAGUUCCUACCUGUGUGAGCAAGGUUUUUCAACACUCACAGAAAUGAAGUCUAAGAAGCGCGAAAGACUUCAAAUGAUAGAUGAGGAGAUGCGCGUUUGUCUUUCACAAGAAGUGGAGAGGAAUAAAGGGGGUCGAUUAACGCAAGAGGAGUUUGAUAAAGAGGUUGAACAAGAUGAAGCGCGACACAUGAACGUCAUGGCGAGAUAUACAGCUGGUCUCUAUGGGGAUGGAAGAACGGAGACAGUUGGAAUGGCAGGGCAUGGAACCGAGACCUUGGCUGCCAUUGAAGAGGAGGAAGGAUAUCGAAGUCCUCAACCUUAG